CGCUAUGGAGCGUCGAUGCCGUACUACACAACCUCCGCACCAAGCGCUUCGAGCCUAAGACUGUAGAGCGCGUGUAUGAGGCUGACGUCUACCCAGCGGUGUACGACUUCGCCUCCUGGCACCAGCACCGCUCCCGCGGGCGCUACUUGGAGCACGCCAUCACGCUGUUUCGGAGCCACUUCUUCCGCGACCUGCUGGGGCCGCUGGGGGCGCUGGUGGGGGCGGCGGCGGCGGUGGGGGCGUACGAGACAGCGCGGCAGUCCGGCUCCCUGCCUGCCUGGCUUCCCUGCUUCUCCGGCGGUUCCUCCGACACGCCCUUCCAGCUCACCUCCUUCGCGCUGUCGCUCAUGCUGGUGUUCCGGACAAACAGCAGCUACGCGCGCUGGCUGGACGCGCGGCAGCAGUGGGGGCUGAUCGUCAACACGGCGCGCACGUUUGCACGGCAGGCGCUCACCACCCUGCCGGCGGAUGACAGCUGCUCCGAACUGCGGUCCGCAGUGGCCCGCUGGACGGUUGCCUUCGUGCGCCUCAGCAAGCUGCACCUGCGCGAGCACGGUGAGCAGCAGCUGCUGCAGGGAGGCGACCUGGCGGGGCUGCUGACACCGCAGGAGGUGGCGCUGCUGGCGGCCGCACCGCACGCACCGCUGGCGGCAUGCCACGUGCUGUCAGCGCUGCUGGACCGGG
Messenger RNA from Astrephomene gubernaculifera, 684 nucleotides. The record is from the annotation of a GenBank genome assembly. Lineage: Eukaryota; Viridiplantae; Chlorophyta; Chlorophyceae; Chlamydomonadales; Astrephomenaceae.